AUGGCGAGUUUAAGCUACUGCUCCAACUGGGGAACUGCUCAUCAUGAUCACCACCUUAACUUUUGCGAAACCUUGGAAGGUUCUGGAGCUAUGGCGCCGCCGCCUUUCUUCGCGCAGCCUCCGCAAAUGGUGGAUAAUAAUGAUCAGCUUGAAGCUCCGGCGGCUGAGCUUCUUUUCGGGUUAAACAACCACACUUUUGUUCUCCCGGAGCCGGCGGUGUCUCCUUUUGAUCCUGUUUUCAACUCCGGCGAGUUCAUUUUCUCCGACAACUACGUUUCCCUGCCGCCGCCUGAAUAUUCCAUUCCGCAAGAAGUGGAGUUCCGAACCCACCCGAAACGCCAGAAGCUCUACCAUAACCGUUUCCCGGAGAUUACGGAGAAUUGUUUCGGUGUCUUCAUUCCCAACCCUCCUCUGCUCCAUGACUUGAAUCCUCCUCCGCCGCCUUUAGAAAGCGUUCUGCCGACGUUCCCGGAGCUUGCGACUGCUCCUUUUCCGGCGUAUUGUGCGGAGAGUGAGGUGGCGGUGAAGAAGAACGAUAACGGCGCGAAGACGACGCUGUCGGCUCAGAGCAUCGCGGCGAGGGAGAGGAGACGGAGGAUCACGGAGAAGACGCAGGAGCUGGGGAAGCUCAUUCCCGGCGGCCAGAAGAUGAACACCGCCGAGAUGUUUCAGGCCGCUUAUAAGUACAUUAAGUUCAUGCAAACUCAACUUUCAGUGCUUCAAUCCUGCCACCACUCGUCCCAGGAAACUGGGGAGACAUUUAUGAAUCAAGAACUUGAGACUCUUGUUGGGUCAUCGUUGAUUCAAGAAAAGUUGUACUCAAAUGACAAGUGUUUGGUUCCAGAAAAGUUCGUUCACUCACUGCCAAAUGGCCAUGAACUGUGUCAACUUUAUCAACCCAACAAGUCUUCAUAG
This is a messenger RNA of Ipomoea triloba (trilobed morning glory), 915 nucleotides long. Its product is annotated as transcription factor bHLH52-like. NCBI's taxonomy places the organism in Eukaryota, Viridiplantae, Streptophyta, Magnoliopsida, Solanales, Convolvulaceae. Bases 1 to 915 code for a protein of 304 amino acids. The record is from RefSeq and is a predicted model, not a curated record. Gene Ontology annotation, molecular function: protein dimerization activity; DNA-binding transcription factor activity. The transcript is spliced from 2 exons. Gene Ontology annotation, biological process: regulation of DNA-templated transcription.